AUGUCAACAUUGGCCCCCCUGCGCCUGCUGCGUGAGCCCUGGAACACCAGCGAGGGCAACCAGAGCAACGCCACAGCCGGGGCAGGCAGCACCUGGUGCCAAGGGCUGGACAUCCCCAACGAGCUGUUCCUGGCACUGGGGCUGGUGAGCUUGGUGGAGAACCUGCUGGUGGUGGCUGCCAUUCUAAAGAACAGGAACCUGCACUCGCCCACCUACUACUUCAUCUGCUGCCUGGCCGUCUCUGACAUGCUGGUGAGCAUCAGCAACCUGGUGGAGACCUUCUUCCUGCUGCUGCUGAAGCACGGCCUGCUAGUGGUCUGCGCCAGCGUUGUCCGCCACAUGGACAACAUCAUCGACCUGCUCAUCUGCAUCUCUGUGGUGUCCUCUCUCUCCUUCCUGGGGGUUAUUGCUGUGGACCGCUACAUCACCAUCUUCUACGCCCUGCGCUACCACAGCAUCAUGACCUUGCAGAGGGCUGUGGUGACCAUGGCCAGCGUCUGGCUGGCCAGCACCGUCUCCAGCACCAUCUUUGUCACCUACUACCGCAACAAUGCCAUCCUCCUCUGCCUCAUUGGCUUCUUCCUCUUCAUGCUGGUCCUUAUGCUGGUGCUCUACAUCCACAUGUUUGCCCUGGCCCGUCACCACCUCCGCAGCAUCUCCAGCCAGCAGAAGCAACCCACUGUCUACCGCAGCAGCAGCCUGAAGGGCGCUGUCACCCUCACCAUCCUUUUGGGUGUCUUCUUCAUCUGCUGGGGACCUUUCUUCUUCCACCUCAUCCUCAUCGUCACCUGCCCCACCAACCCUUUCUGCACCUGCUUCUUCAGUUACUUCAACCUCUUCCACAUCCUCAUCAUCUGUAAUUCAUUAAUUGACCCCCUCAUUUAUGCCUUCCGGAGCCACGAACUCCGACGGACACUACGGGAGGUGAUGUUGUACGUCUAUAAAAAGAGGAGGAGGAGACGCGGGGCCCCGUCCCCCCGCUGCUCCCCGGUACCGCUCCUACUUCUUCCCGUUCCCGGUUCCGUUCCCGGUUCCCGUUGCACCAUGAGGGAGAUCGUCCACAUCCAAGCGGGACAAUGCGGCAACCAGAUCGGCGCCAAGUUCUGGGAGGUGAUCAGCGACGAGCACGGCAUCGACCCCAGCGGCAACUACGUGGGCGACUCGGACCUGCAGCUGGAGCGCAUCAGUGUCUACUACAAUGAAGCCUCCUCUCACAAGUAUGUCCCUCGUGCCAUCCUGGUGGACCUGGAGCCGGGGACGAUGGACAGCGUGCGCUCGGGUGCCUUUGGCCACCUCUUCCGCCCAGACAACUUCAUCUUCGGGCAGAGUGGGGCCGGGAACAACUGGGCUAAGGGACACUACACAGAAGGUGCUGAGCUGGUGGACUCGGUGCUGGAUGUGGUACGGAAAGAAUGUGAGAACUGCGACUGCCUCCAAGGCUUCCAGCUGACCCACUCGCUGGGUGGUGGCACCGGCUCUGGCAUGGGCACCCUCCUCAUCAGCAAGGUGCGGGAGGAGUACCCUGACCGCAUCAUGAACACUUUCAGCGUGGUGCCAUCCCCCAAGGUGUCGGACACAGUGGUGGAACCCUACAAUGCCACGCUCUCCAUCCACCAGCUGGUGGAGAACACAGACGAGACCUACUGCAUCGACAACGAAGCCCUCUACGACAUCUGCUUCCGAACCCUCAAGCUGGCCACUCCUACCUAUGGUGACCUCAACCACCUUGUCUCAGCCACCAUGAGCGGUGUCACCACCUCCCUCCGCUUCCCUGGCCAGCUCAAUGCCGACCUCCGCAAGCUGGCUGUCAACAUGGUGCCCUUCCCUCGCCUCCACUUCUUCAUGCCAGGCUUUGCCCCGCUGACGGCCCGUGGCAGCCAGCAGUACCGCGCCCUCACUGUCCCUGAGCUCACCCAGCAGAUGUUUGAUGCCAAGAACAUGAUGGCUGCCUGUGACCCCCGCCAUGGCCGCUACCUCACUGUGGCCACCGUCUUCCGAGGCCGCAUGUCCAUGAAGGAGGUGGAUGAGCAGAUGUUGGCCAUCCAGAGCAAGAACAGCUCUUACUUCGUGGAGUGGAUCCCCAACAAUGUCAAGGUGGCCGUUUGUGACAUCCCUCCCCGGGGGCUCAAGAUGUCCUCCACAUUCAUAGGCAAUAGCACAGCCAUCCAGGAGCUCUUCAAGAGGAUCUCAGAGCAGUUCACUGCCAUGUUCCGCCGCAAAGCCUUCCUCCACUGGUACACAGGUGAGGGGAUGGACGAGAUGGAGUUCACUGAGGCCGAGAGCAACAUGAAUGACCUUGUCUCCGAGUACCAGCAGUACCAGGAUGCCACAGCUGAGGAGGAAGGCGAGAUGUAUGAGGAUGAUGAGGAGGAGUCGGAGGCACAGGGUGCUAAGUGAUGCUUGAUAUGCCUCCACCUCACCCGCAGCCUCCUCGCCCCCAGCUUUGUGCUGCUGCAGCCCCCCCAACCCCACUCCCCUUCAGUGUCUCCUGACCCAUCCCCCCCCAGUCCUGAGCCAGCUUGGCACCCCCACCCCCACCUCCUACCUCCUCCCUUUUGUUUUUUUACUCGUUUGUGUCUAUUUUUUUUGAAUACUUA
Dryobates pubescens (Downy woodpecker) is the source of this 2597-nucleotide messenger RNA. It is a transcript of the gene TUBB3, whose product is annotated as tubulin beta 3 class III. Gene Ontology annotation, cellular component: cytoplasm; microtubule; membrane. The transcript is spliced from 5 exons. Gene Ontology annotation, molecular function: GTP binding; G protein-coupled receptor activity; GTPase activity. The coding region runs from base 1 to 2397 and encodes 798 amino acids. The record is from RefSeq and is a predicted model, not a curated record. NCBI's taxonomy places the organism in Eukaryota, Metazoa, Chordata, Aves, Piciformes, Picidae. Gene Ontology annotation, biological process: G protein-coupled receptor signaling pathway; microtubule cytoskeleton organization; mitotic cell cycle.